GACGGCUUUGAUACAGAAAGUUUUACCGCAGCCACAUUUUAAUUAUCCGGGCGACGUGUUUGCAGCAGCGGGUUGUAGCUGUACCUAAGGCUGCUUUUGGCAUCUUUCAGUUCCCUUUAUACUUUCGAAAAGCAGCGCGUUCGCUCUGAAUGCGUCACAGCGUAAGUGACCGCAUGAAAACGGAGAGCUCAGCUUUCCAUCUGCUGUGGACUGUGGUAGAGCGGGGGUUUGUGUGGCGGUUGGCGAAUUGUGGGUGGUCGUUGAUUCGCUAACGCUAGUGUUGCGUCCGCAUUACACGUGGAGCAUGUGCUCUUUGUUGGUGUAGCGUAUAUACAGUGUUUUUGGUUAUAGAGUUUUAGUGUUAAUUGUAUGUUUAUUGUAUGUAAUUUAAGAAUCGUCUGCAUGGCUGAAAUCUAAAACGUGCUCGAACUAGAUUCAAGUAUAGUAGUCGGUUUUCAGCUAAAUUGGGCACUUGAGAUAAACAAAGCCAGAGCCCACAGUGAGUCCAAACCAACAUGCCAGUUAGACGCUUUGGGGGUCACAGGUCUUUGGUCUCUCAUUCUCAGUCCCCAAAGCUGUCCUAUGGUUACACGAAAAUGAACAUUGCCAGAGGUGGCUACCGUGUUUUUUCUGCCAACUCCUCCGCCGCAUGCACCGAGCUGGCCCAGAAGAUAACAGAGCGUUUGGGGGUGGAGUUGGGCAAGUCAGUGGUUUAUCAAGAGUCAAAUUCAGAGACUAGAGUGGAUGUGAAAGAAUCUGUCCGUGGACAAGACAUCUUUAUCAUUCAGACCAUUCCCAGAGAUGUCAACACAGCUGUCAUGGAGCUGCUGGUUAUGGCUUAUGCCCUAAAGACGUCCUGUGCCAAGAACAUCAUCGGGGUCAUUCCCUACUUUCCUUACAGCAAGCAGUGCAAGAUGAGGAAGAGAGGCUCCAUUGUCUGCAAGCUGCUAGCAUCCAUGUUAGCAAAAGCUGGGCUAACUCAUAUCAUCACUAUGGAUCUUCACCAGAAAGAAAUCCAAGGCUUUUUUAACUUCCCCGUUGACAACCUGAGAGCUUCCCCUUUCCUCAUCCAGUACAUUCAGGAGGAGAUCCCAAACUACAGGAAUGCUGUCAUUGUUGCAAAGUCCCCCUCGGCUGCUAAGAGAGCUCAGUCCUAUGCUGAGAGGCUGCGACUUGGGCUGGCAGUGAUACACGGGGAGGCCCACCACUCAGAGUCCGAUAUGGCUGAUGGUCGACAUUCUCCCCCUCUGUCUCGAGCUAUCACAGGACACACUGGCCUGGAGCUACCAUCAAGCAGCAGACAGGUCCCAUUCCCUGGGAUAGAGCUCCCAAUGAUGAUGGCAAAGGAGAAGCCCCCUAUCAGUGUUGUUGGCGAUGUAGGAGGCCGAAUUGCCAUCAUUGUUGAUGACAUUAUAGAUGAUGUGGAAGACUUUGUUGCAGCAGCAGAAAUUCUGAAGGAGAGGGGAGCGUACAAGAUCUACGUCAUGGCUACACAUGGCUUGCUGUCAGCAGAGGCUCCGAGACUAAUAGAAGAAUCUGCUAUUGAUGAGGUGGUGGUGACCAACACUGUUCCCCAUGAGGUCCAGAAGCUUCAGUGUCCAAAAAUCAAAACCGUGGAUGUCAGUAUGAUCUUGGCUGAGGCGAUCAGACGCAUCCACAACGGAGAAUCCAUGGCCUAUCUGUUCCGCAACAUUGCUAUGGAUGACUGAGGCGACACACACGUACAUUUAGGCUACAUCAUUAAUAAGCACAUACACUGAGGACCAAGAAUCCAGUUUACUUUAAGCUCGGCUUUUAAGCUGUUACAGUUUGUUUUCCUGUUAAUCCUUAGAGAAUAACUGACUCUGUGUACUGUAUGUUACAUAUGAAACUCAGACUUUGCUUUAUUUCUCUUAUCUGUUACACAGAAGAACUGUAUACACUACUCAAUGGUUUCACUUCGCUAAUGUGUCCUUCAUACAGUCUGACAACUUAAAUGUCACAAAUGAUGUAUCACGUGGACCCUCUCAUUACACUGUAGCGUGUGGCAAAUAAAGCUGUUCUUCAUGGGG
Oreochromis niloticus (Nile tilapia) is the source of this 2051-nucleotide messenger RNA. RefSeq names its product phosphoribosyl pyrophosphate synthase-associated protein 1. The record is from RefSeq and is a predicted model, not a curated record. Gene Ontology annotation, molecular function: magnesium ion binding; ribose phosphate diphosphokinase activity; ATP binding. Gene Ontology annotation, biological process: purine nucleotide biosynthetic process; 5-phosphoribose 1-diphosphate biosynthetic process. Lineage: Eukaryota; Metazoa; Chordata; Actinopteri; Cichliformes; Cichlidae. The transcript has 11 exons. Gene Ontology annotation, cellular component: cytoplasm; ribose phosphate diphosphokinase complex. Bases 516 to 1709 code for a protein of 397 amino acids.